Messenger RNA from Cladophialophora psammophila CBS 110553, 1086 nucleotides. RefSeq lists its product as uncharacterized. The record is from RefSeq and is a predicted model, not a curated record. The transcript has a single exon. NCBI's taxonomy places the organism in Eukaryota, Fungi, Ascomycota, Eurotiomycetes, Chaetothyriales, Herpotrichiellaceae. The coding region runs from base 1 to 1086 and encodes 361 amino acids.
AUGUUCUCAUCGACAGCAUACCGCAUGGAUGACGGCGUCUGUCAAUAUCGUGGUGUAUCCCUGCCAUCACUGACGUACGCAAAAAUCUUACAACAUCACACCAUCUGCGUCACUAAUCUACUCGACCUUUGCAAUAACUCUGCUUUUGUUGAAGAUGAGAAUUUGUUGGCUGCUCUCGUGAGUUUGAGGUUUCACGAGGAGAUGGAUAGGUAUCAAACGGGGGUAGACAAAGAGAGGCUUCUCAACUCUCUGCGUUUCGUCCUGAAUGCGCAAACGAAGAUGGUCCAGCAUGAGACCGGGUAUGACCCACCGAGACACGGCGCUAUCGUGCAGCCCGCUUCGUGGGCACUGGGAUAUCUGAAAAGCUUCAGACACUCACUGUUUCGCAAUGCUCUUAGACAGGAACUAACGGCAGCGUAUCUGACGCAGCGUGGCGUCCAAUACCCGCUCGAAUUAUGGACUGUCCUUGACACUCUGGAAUCACCUGAUGAUGAAGAUGUAAUCUGGUCAGAUCGACACUUGCUUCACUGCGCACGUGUACUCAACUUCUGCUAUGGGUCUGGUGAGGCCGGUGAAGCAAGCGGCAGAGAGAGAUGGGAAGAGCUGAAAAACUAUGAAACACGCUGGCAAGAACAAAUGCCAACAUCCUUCCUCCCUCUACUUCAAGGGGAGUCAAGCAUCGCAUCCGGCCAGCUUCUCUACCGUGUUUGGUAUUUAUCGCCCCUGCACUUGACCGCGGUACAAUUCUUUGAACUCUCCCGGAUCCUUCUUUUGGUCUUGGAUCCUAGUGUACCACGUCUGGGUCCGCGUGCGGUCGCUGCGCGGCAACAAAUGUCUCGCGAAGUUCGACGCAUUGUCCUACAUCUCUGCAGCAUGGCCGCGUCUUACCCAGAAUUGACACCGGCUUGGGUUCAAGCUUCAAUGGCGAUCUAUAUUUGCGGUGAAUUUUUUACUGUCCGCCAUGAGCAAGAGGUACUCUUGAGUGUUCUGCAUCAUCUUGAAAAGAAUCAUGGCUGGCCAACCUCCCAGAACGCGGCCAGGCUUAAGGAGAUAUGGAAUUAUGAUGUAGGCAGACAAGCUUGUUGA